This is a messenger RNA of Phoenix dactylifera (date palm), 1449 nucleotides long. RefSeq lists its product as uncharacterized. The record is from RefSeq and is a predicted model, not a curated record. Lineage: Eukaryota; Viridiplantae; Streptophyta; Magnoliopsida; Arecales; Arecaceae.
UUUGCUUUCCCUUUUCUUUCUUUUAUUCUCUCCAUGAGAACUCCUCCUCUCCCUUAUGGCCACAUCCCCGAGAGAUCCAUUGGGAUACCCACCAGAAUCCCGUGCUCCGCCGCCGUCCCCGGUCGCCGAACCACUCGCCGACGGAUCGGAAGCCCCGGGAGACGAAGAGCUCGCCGGAUUCUUGAGCCAGUCCCUCCGUAUCCCCGAACUAAACUUGCCGGACCGGAUCUUCCCCCGAAAUCCAGCGCCGUGGAAUCCUCCAGAGAUCGAUUUCCGGGCGAUGGUCUCGCCGGAGAACGACGGAUCGGCCGUGGAGCUUCUCAAGUCGACCGGGUCGGCGUUCGGGUGCUUCCAGCUCGUGAACCAUGGCAUCCCGCGGGAUUUGAUCGCCGCCGGCGAGGUCGCGGCCGCCGCGGCGUUCAGCAUUCCGCCGGAGAAGAAGAAGGCGGCGGCGAGGUCGCCGGAGAGGCGGUGGGGAUUCGAAGUGGAGGAGGAGGAGGAGGGAGGUGAGGAGUUGUUAUGGUAUCGGAACGACAUGGGAGAAAUAUUGGCGGGAAUUUGGACACCAGGUUACAAGGAUUUUAGUGAUAAAAUCGUACGGUUGUGGAUGGAGAUUGAGAGGAUUGCAAGCAAAAUAGGAGAGAUUUUGUUAGAGGAUGGUGCUCGUGGUACUCAAUCGUGUUCUCAGAGAAGAAGCGAAGAGGUAGCGGAAGGCUCAGUUCUUUGUCUCCAUAAGCAUGGUCAGAAUAAUUCAGUUGGUGGAUUAAAGAACGAAGUUCUACGAAUGGUGAUAAGGAGUUCGGGUUGCUCGCACACUUUGACUCUGCAUCUCUGUUGCCGGGCUACCGAGUUCCAUGUUUACUCGAAGAGAGGUUGGUUCCGGUUUUGUCCCAACAAUGAGGCCAUCGUCGUCACCAUCGGUAACCAGAUCCAGGCACGCAGUGGUGGGCUUUACAGGCAGGUGAUUGGAAAGCCUGUUUUCCAGGAUGGAGACCACAAUGAUUUUGUAACUAUAGCUUUCUUCUACUGUCAUCCAGUCUUCAUCAGUACUCACUCUCAUCCAACUGUGCGUGGGGAAAAGGCCAUCUCGCUCACUCAACAAGUCAUGAUAGGGGCAUGCUUAGUUCUCCUGUGCCACAUUAUAACUUAUAUCUAUGGCCGCUUCUGAUACUUGAUUGCAAUAAUGGUGUUUCCCUUCAAGUUAAUAUUGUUUGUCAAAAUGGAUUUGUGCAAUAUGGAGUUGGUCUGCUUUUUACCAAGCUGGAGAAGGAGAUUGGUUAGCUUCCCAUUCGUUUUAGUUCAACAUGAUGCUUGAUUUCCAUUUCUCAUGAUGUAUGUAAUUGGAUAUUCAAUGAUAUUACAUGCCACUGCUAUAUGAUUGCAAUGAAGGUAGAUUUGCAGUAAGUUGUAAAAGAAAGAGGAAAAACUGAAAAUUGAUAUUUUGGCAGC